AUGUUCUCGCGCAAUUUACUCACUUCAUGUAGAGCUCCAUCGAAAGAUGUCUCUUGUCUUCGCCGUGCGUUGGCUACCGAGGCUUCCCUAGGCUCGUCCACGACCGCCUCGACUGCUCCUCCGGCGUCCUCGAAACGUUCCACUCGUCCCAAAAUCACGACAGCAAUCAUUUUGAACCGAUCCCCCACUCUUACGCGCACACCCACCCCCUUCGAACGCGCUUAUUAUGCAUACCAAGCUCGAAUACGCCGUGCAUUGCACAACCCGUUUCCUUAUGAGUUCUAUUUUAAACAGGGUUCUCUACUCGAAACUCGCUUCAACAUAGAGGAGGCGGAGAGGGAGCAGCUGGCAUUCGGAAAGGAUUUUACCGGAGAAGUCGUGACGAAUGAGAAGGAGGAAGCCAAUAAGAGAGCGGUCGCUCAGCUGAGCCAGCAAGAGGGUGAAGGCGAAGUCAUUAUGUCCAGGACUCACGAAGCAGACAUCAAGAAGGACACCAAAAGCUUGGAUAGGAAGGGUGCACGGAAUCUCUACCUCUUAUUGCGGGUCGACCAGGAUGGUAAGCAAGUCUGGAGGUUCCCUCAGGGUGGUGUGGAAAAGGGAGAGUUGCUACAUCAAGCAGCUCAGCGAGACCUCUUUGCCGAAUGUGGGCCUCACAUGGACACCUGGGUCGUCAGCCGCAACCCAGUGGGCGUGUCCAAAUCCCCCGCAGAAGCAACGAAGGAUGGACAAGAGGAUGUCACAUUCUUCUAUAAAGCCCAUAUAAUGGCUGGUCAAGUCCGUCCGACACAAGCAUCCGUCUCCGAUUUCGCCUGGUUGACCAAGGAAGAAAUCGAAUCUCACGUCUCUAAGGACUACUGGGAGAGUAUCAAGGACAUGCUCUCCGAGCAUUAG
This is a messenger RNA of Pleurotus ostreatus (oyster mushroom), 891 nucleotides long. It is a transcript of the gene MRPL17, whose product is annotated as 54S ribosomal protein L17 mitochondrial. The transcript has 4 exons. The record is from RefSeq and is a predicted model, not a curated record. The coding region runs from base 1 to 891 and encodes 296 amino acids. Gene Ontology annotation, cellular component: mitochondrial large ribosomal subunit. Gene Ontology annotation, molecular function: structural constituent of ribosome. NCBI's taxonomy places the organism in Eukaryota, Fungi, Basidiomycota, Agaricomycetes, Agaricales, Pleurotaceae.